This is a messenger RNA of Pan troglodytes (chimpanzee), 5301 nucleotides long. RefSeq names its product MER proto-oncogene, tyrosine kinase (gene MERTK). The coding region runs from base 1015 to 4797 and encodes 1260 amino acids. The transcript has 21 exons. The record is from RefSeq and is a predicted model, not a curated record. Gene Ontology annotation, biological process: multicellular organism development; phagocytosis; cell migration. Gene Ontology annotation, cellular component: plasma membrane; signaling receptor complex. NCBI's taxonomy places the organism in Eukaryota, Metazoa, Chordata, Mammalia, Primates, Hominidae. Gene Ontology annotation, molecular function: ATP binding; transmembrane receptor protein tyrosine kinase activity; protein binding.
GAGGGAAGACCGCGGCGGGGUACAACUUGGGGGCUAUUUCCACCUUCCGUGCGACUGAUGCGAACCCCGAAGCCGGAUUCUGUCUGCUACAGUCCUGGCGUCCAAGUUCUCUUUAGUUCAUGUCACUAGGGACCUGAACUGCCUUACAGAUCUCAGGGUUUUUUCUUCUGGUUUCGCUUCCGCCUCCUGACCCCACGUGGAGGUAUUAAACAGUAGGGGCUCCUACUUGUAGCACAGAGUCUUAGCUGACACAGGAGACACAGUGGGCAUUGGAGAAUGGGUUCCAGGCCUAAGGAUGCAUGGAGCUGACACCACACUCAUUUUGCUUUUGCUGUCGGUGUAAGUAAUAACCUGUCUAAACCCAUCUGGGCUGCCUGUCUCCUUCCCGUAGCCAAAUCUACGGGAAGUGUCCAGCCAGUGUAGGGGUCAAGGGACCGCUUGACGAGACCAACGUAAAUUGAAGAGGCGUAAGGAGAUGAGGCCAAAGAGGAAAGGGGACCAGGUCACGUAGAACCUCGUAGACCACUGCAGAACCUUGGCUUAUGCAGAGACAGCAGGAACCACUGAUAGGUUUAGGGAGAUUUGAGGAGAGGGACAUGAUUUGGCUCAUGUUAUGUUGUUAAAGGGACCACAUUAAAAUACAUUCAUUCUAAAAGUGUUACCUUUAAGAAACUACGUAUAUAAAUUAAGUUACCGUUGCCAUUAUUAGCGUAAGUAGUUACAUUUCUCUUACGAUUCACUCUCUGCUACUGCCUCUUGGACCCUGCACACCUUGUGGAGGUCCAUGAGAGUAACGUGCUGUGGUUCCCCCUCUCCCCACUCCUGCUCUGCACUUUGUCAUUCACGUUCAUCUCCCUCCUUGAGUGUCACCUCUCUCUGGCUCGUCACGGAGCCACGGCAAAGCGUCCUUUCCCAGGAACCCCUCCCCCUGGGGAGGUGAGCUCCUCGACGCCAGGGCCGUGUCGCGCACCUCGGGCCGGGUACCCAGGAGGCGCUCGGCGGCGAGCGGAAUGGAUGUGGAGGAGCGCUCGGCAGGGGGCGGAAUGGAUGUGGAGGAGCGCUCGGCAGGGGGCGGAAUGGAUGUGGAGGAGCGCUCGGCAGGGGGCGGAAUGGAUGUGGAGGAGCGCUCGGCAGGGGGCGCUGCCGCCGUGGCCUCGGCCUCUGGGAGCGGCGCGGCCAGGGUUUUCCGUGUCAGCCAAGCCUGGAAUGCGGGGGCGCCUCUGGACCCUCCUCUUGGGUCUGGGGGCUGCCUCGGGCAUCCUCUACUCCUCUCCCACCUUCUGUCCUUCCCUAUCUCCCACCCACACGUGUGGGGCUCCGGACCCGCGCAGCGGCCAGAGCCUUCUGCUGUGGACCUCCAGUCCACCCCUCCCCUUCACUUCUCUUUCCAGCUCCCUCCGGGUCUCUCAGCCCCCUCCCCUUCCUCUCCGCCCCCUUCCCCGCCGUCCGCCCAGCGGUGGCCUUCGGCCCGCCCCUUCUCUCCAACCCCCUCCCUUUCCCCUUUACGCCUCCCCCUCGUCCUCCCGCCCCCUCCCACCCCAACCUGCUGGGCCCGCCGGGACUCGCCCCCCUGCCCGCUCCUCUCCUCCAGCCCCGGUCGGCCUCGGCUCGGCCCCCGGCCCGCCCCUUCCAGCCCUCGGCACCUCCCGCCGGCCGCUUGGCUCCGCCACUCGGCACUCACUGCCCGGGCCGCCUGGACAGGGAGCUUCGCUGGCGCGCUUGGCCGGCGACAGGACAGGUUCGGGACGUCCAUCUGCCCAUCCGUCCGGAGAGAAAUUACAGAUCCGCAGCCCCGGGAUGGGGCCGGCCCCGCUGCCGCUGCUGCUGGGCCUCUUCCUCCCCGCGCUCUGGCGUAGAGCUAUCACUGAGGCAAGGGAAGAAGCCAAGCCUUACCCGCUAUUCCCGGGACCUUUUCCAGGGAGCCUGCAAACUGACCACACACCGCUGUUAUCCCUUCCUCACGCCACUGGGUACCAGCCUGCCUUGAUGUUUUCACCAACCCAGCCUGGAAGACCACAUACAGGAAACGUAGCCAUUCCGCAGGUGACCUCUGUCGAAUCAAAGCCCCUACCGCCUCUUGCCUUCAAACACACAGUUGGACACAUAAUACUUUCUGAACAUAAAGGUGUCAAAUUUAAUUGCUCAAUCAGUGUACCUAAUAUAUACCAGGACACCACAAUUUCUUGGUGGAAAGAUGGGAAGGAAUUGCUUGGGGCACAUCAUGCAAUUACACAGUUUUAUCCAGAUGAUGAAGUUACAGCAAUAAUCGCUUCCUUCAGCAUAACCAGUGUGCAGCGUUCAGACAAUGGGUCGUAUAUCUGUAAGAUGAAAAUAAACAAUGAAGAGAUCGUGUCUGAUCCCAUCUACAUCGAAGUACAAGGACUUCCUCACUUUACUAAGCAGCCUGAGAGCAUGAAUGUCACCAGAAACACAGCCUUCAACCUCACCUGUCAGGCUGUGGGCCCGCCUGAGCCCGUCAACAUUUUCUGGGUUCAAAACAGUAGCCGUGUUAACGAACAGCCUGAAAAAUCCCCCUCCGUGCUAACUGUUCCAGGCCUGACGGAGAUGGCGGUCUUCAGUUGUGAGGCCCACAAUGACAAAGGGCUGAGCGUGUCCAAGGGAGUGCAGAUCAACAUCAAAGCAAUUCCCUCCCCACCAACUGAAGUCAGCAUCCAUAACAGCACUGCACACAGCAUUCUGAUCUCCUGGGUUCCUGGUUUUGAUGGAUACUCCCCGUUCAGGAAUUGCAGCAUUCAGGUCAAGGAAGCUGAUCCGCUGAGUAAUGGCUCAGUCAUGAUUUUUAACACCUCUGCCUCACCACAUCUGUACCAAAUCAAGCAGCUGCAAGCCCUGGCUAAUUACAGCAUUGGUGUUUCCUGCAUGAAUGAAAUAGGCUGGUCUGCAGUGAGCCCUUGGAUUCUAGCCAGCACUACUGAAGGAGCCCCAUCAGUAGCACCUUUAAAUGUCACUGUGUUUCUGAAUGAAUCUAGUGAUAAUGUGGACAUCAGAUGGAUGAAGCCUCCGACUAAGCAGCAGGAUGGAGAACUGGUGGGCUACCGGAUAUCCCACGUGUGGCAGAGUGCAGGGAUUUCCAAAGAGCUCUUGGAGGAAGUUGGCCAGAAUGGCAGCCGAGCUCGGAUCUCUGUUCAAGUCCACAAUGCUACGUGCACAGUGAGGAUUGCAGCCGUCACCAAAGGGGGAGUUGGGCCCUUCAGUGAUCCAGUGAAAAUAUUUAUCCCUGCACACGGUUGGGUAGAUUAUGCCCCCUCUUCAACUCCGGCGCCUGGCAACGCAGAUCCUGUGCUCAUCAUCUUUGGCUGCUUUUGUGGAUUUAUUUUGAUUGGGUUGGUUUUAUACAUCUCCUUGGCCAUCAGAAAAAGAGUCCAGGAGACAAAGUUUGGGAAUGCAUUCACAGAGGAGGAUUCUGAAUUAGUGGUGAAUUAUAUAGCCAAGAAAUCCUUCUGUCGGCGAGCCAUUGAACUUACCUUACAUAGCUUGGGAGUCAGUGAGGAACUACAAAAUAAACUAGAAGAUGUUGUGAUUGACAGGAAUCUUCUAAUUCUUGGAAAAAUUCUGGGUGAAGGAGAGUUUGGGUCUGUAAUGGAAGGAAAUCUUAAGCAGGAAGAUGGGACCUCUCUGAAAGUGGCAGUGAAGACCAUGAAGUUGGACAACUUUUCGCAGCGGGAGAUCGAGGAGUUUCUCAGUGAGGCAGCGUGCAUGAAAGACUUUAGCCACCCAAAUGUCAUUCGACUUCUAGGUGUGUGUAUAGAAAUGAGCUCUCAAGGCAUCCCAAAGCCCAUGGUAAUUUUACCCUUCAUGAAAUACGGGGACCUGCAUACUUACUUACUUUAUUCCCGAUUGGAGACAGGACCAAAGCAUAUUCCUCUGCAGACACUAUUGAAGUUCAUGGUGGAUAUUGCCCUGGGAAUGGAGUAUCUGAGCAACAGGAAUUUUCUUCAUCGAGAUUUAGCUGCUCGAAACUGCAUGUUGCGCGAUGACAUGACUGUCUGUGUUGCGGACUUCGGCCUCUCUAAGAAGAUUUACAGUGGCGAUUAUUACCGCCAAGGCCGCAUUGCUAAGAUGCCUGUUAAAUGGAUCGCCAUAGAAAGUCUUGCAGACCGAGUCUACACAAGUAAAAGUGAUGUGUGGGCAUUUGGCGUGACCAUGUGGGAAAUAGCUACGCGGGGAAUGACUCCCUAUCCUGGGGUCCAGAACCAUGAGAUGUAUGACUAUCUUCUCCAUGGCCACAGGCUGAAGCAGCCCGAAGACUGCCUGGAUGAACUCUAUGAAAUCAUGUGCUCUUGCUGGAGAACCGAUCCCUUACACCGCCCCACCUUUUCAGUAUUGAGGCUGCAGCUAGAAAAACUCUUAGAAAGUUUGCCUGACGUUCGGAACCAAGCAGACGUUAUUUACGUCAAUACACAGUUGCUGGAGAGCUCUGAGGGCCUGGCCCAGGGCUCCACCCUUGCUCCACUAGACUUGAACAUCGACCCUGACUCUAUAAUUGCCUCCUGCACUCCCCGCGCUGCCAUCAGUGUGGUCACAGCAGAAAUUCAUGACAGCAAACCUCAUGAAGGACGGUACAUCCUGAAUGGGGGCAGUGAGGAAUGGGAAGAUCUGACUUCUGCCCCCUCUGCUGCAGUCACAGCUGAAAAGAACAGUGUUUUACCGGGGGAGAGACUUGUUAGGAAUGGGGUCUCCUGGUCCCAUUCGAGCAUGCUGCCCUUGGGAAGCUCAUUGCCCGAUGAACUUUUGUUUGCUGACGACUCCUCAGAAGGCUCAGAAGUCCUGAUGUGAGGAGAGGUGUGGGGAGACAUUCCAAAAAUCAAGCCAAUUCUUCUGCUGUAGGAGAAUCCAAUUGUACCUGAUGUUUUUGGUAUUUGUCUUCCUUACCAAGUGAACUCCAUGGCCCCAAAGCACCAGAUGAAUGUUGUUAAGUAAGCUGUCAUUAAAAAUACAUAAUAUAUAUUUAUUUAAAGAGAAAAAAUAUGUGUAUAUCAUGGAAAAAGACAAGGAAUAUUUUAAUAAAACAUUACUUAUUUCAUUUCACUUAUCUUGCAUAUCUUAAAAUUAAGCUUCAGCUCCUCCUUGAUAUUAACAUUUGUACAGAGUUGAAGUUGUUUUUUCAAGUUCUUUUCUUUUUCAUGACUAUUAAAUGUAAAAAUAUUUGUAAAAUGAAAUGCCAUAUUUGACUUGGCUUCUGGUCUUGAUGUAUUUGAUAAGAAUGAUUCAUUCAAUGUUUAAAGUUGUAUAACUGAUUAAUUUUCUGAUAUGGCUUCCUAAUAAAAUAUGAAUAAGGAA